AUGUCGAAACCACAGAAUAUCAAAGAGAAAGAGGAAGCGUUAUUCAAGUUAUUGGAUCAAUGGAAAGGUUUGACAGGUUUCGAUUCUGUCAUGUUCAAAUAUCUAAAGAUGGAAUCUAUCGAUCACGAAAAGAACUCCAUUAUAAUGUCUAUGACAGUACCACAGGAAUUGUGUAAUGUUUUAUCGACUCUGCACGGUGGUGCGAUGGCAACUCUAGUUGAUAUUGUCAGUUCGAUUGCAAUCAUUAGUACAGACCCAAGUAAUAUGCCACCAAGCGUCAGUGUCGAUCUAUCUAUAAGUUAUGCAGCGACAGCACCUCUCGGCGAAACCAUUACAAUCGAAUCACUAGUUUAUAAAAUAGGAAAGAACUUAGCAUUCUCAGAUACAACCAUUUACAAUUCAAAGAAGAAAAAAAUAACUCAAAAACAUAAAGAUAAGAUAUUCGCGAAUACAUAG
Molecule: messenger RNA, 456 nt
Organism: Heterostelium album PN500
Lineage: Eukaryota; Evosea; Eumycetozoa; Acytosteliales; Acytosteliaceae
Product: PaaI family thioesterase
Exons: 4
Coding region: 1-456 (151 amino acids)
Molecular function (GO): fatty acyl-CoA hydrolase activity
Source: RefSeq, a predicted model, not a curated record